Messenger RNA from Hydra vulgaris (swiftwater hydra), 487 nucleotides. RefSeq names its product DNA-directed RNA polymerase I subunit RPA12. Gene Ontology annotation, biological process: termination of RNA polymerase I transcription; DNA-templated transcription. Lineage: Eukaryota; Metazoa; Cnidaria; Hydrozoa; Anthoathecata; Hydridae. The record is from RefSeq and is a predicted model, not a curated record. Gene Ontology annotation, cellular component: RNA polymerase I complex. Gene Ontology annotation, molecular function: zinc ion binding; nucleic acid binding.
AUAUAGAUAUUUAUAAUAAUAAAAUGUAUACAAUUCAGAAUUAUUUGUUAAUAUAAAAUGGAAAGAAAAAAUCUAACUUUAUUUGAAUGUGAUCCAAACUUUUGUGCAGUUUGUGGUGCAAUAUUGUCUUUACCAGAUCAAUCAAAAAAAAUUACAUGCAAAGCUUGUGGUACCAUUCUUGAUAUAUCAGUAUUAGAAGAUAUUGAAAUACACUCAUAUAAAGACUUUAAUCAAGACAAGUUAAAGAGUUUUGAAGAAAUAUCUAGGUUGAAGAAUCUUUCUGAAAAGUGCGGGCCAUACGUGAAAAGAAGAUGUCCACAAUGCAAUUAUAGAAAAAUGACAUAUACAACAAGACAAACAAGAUCUGUGGAUGAAGGGCAAACUGUGUUUUACACUUGUUUAAAAUGUCAGUUUACGGAAACAGAAUAUUCCUAGAUAAAAGUGGAUAAUUAAAUGAUAAUUUUAUAAAAGCAAAUUUAUCUUUUUA